Microplitis demolitor is the source of this 2112-nucleotide messenger RNA. RefSeq lists its product as uncharacterized. Lineage: Eukaryota; Metazoa; Arthropoda; Insecta; Hymenoptera; Braconidae. The coding region runs from base 801 to 2024 and encodes 407 amino acids. The transcript has a single exon. The record is from RefSeq and is marked provisional.
UUCCUUGUAAUUAAUGUUUUUAUGAACCAAAUUAUAAUAAAAAUUGAUAUCUUUUUGCAUUUAUAAAUUGUUUCUAGCCUUUAUUAUGUUAUAACCAAAAUCACCUAAAAUUUUUGAAACUACUGAUAUAUUAUGCAUUCCGUUUAAGAUGACGUACUCAGCCUGCUAUUUAAUCCCUUAUUUUGAGUCAACGCACUUUAGCCAUUUAUUGAGGUGACCGGAACCACGUUAUUCAGUGCUGAGUCUCAACAUAAGAACAUAUAUUAUAAAAUUUGAAUUGAUAUGUCAUAGCUAAUACAUAAGAAAACAAGUUAAAAGAGACUUACAGUUGUUUUGCUGUUUUUUUUAUUUUUCUAAAACCCCAGACUAAAUCAUCUAGUAUUUAUGAUAUUUGAUGCAAAAAAUUUUUACACCGCAAACAUCAUCAUUUAUAUUGUAGACCUUGAAUAGCGUUUUAUGUCUAAUAAAAAUAUCAUUAUGUAUAAAGUUUCUAGCCGUAAUAAUGAAAUUAAUUCAUAACUAUCCUUAUAAUAUAAUAGAUAUGAAAAAUAUACGAGGCCAAACUCCUCGAAUUGUGAUUGGCUAAGAAUAAGUCAAAAAUGACACGUCUGCGCCUGCGCGCGAAAAAUGUAUGCUAACGAGGACAUAUGAAAGUAGUUGAGUGACUUAUCUUAACUCAGUUUCGUCACUAUUCUGUGUUCACUAACAACACUUAUAAUUCAUAAACUAUCAAUAUUUGAUAUAUAAGUAUUACAUUUUAAAAGAAGACUAUUUUCAAUUAAGAUAUUGUUUAAUUUUCAAUGAUGUGGGAAAAACGUAUAAAGAGUUUACAAUCAUUUUUAAAUGAAGUCAUUGGUAGUGAAUUAAGUAUUAAAAGUUAUAAGACCGAUGAGUUAUCAGCUGGUGAGAAUUAUCAAAGCAAAAUCAUCAGUGUUGAUUUAAAAGAUAAUAAAAAAAAAGACACUGAUCAAAAUGAUAAUAUUUCUAUAAUCGUUAAAAUGCUACCAAUGAUUGAAGGUUUUCGAGAAGUAUGUGAACUUAAUUCGUUAUUCAAAAAAGAAAUUUCUAUGUAUGAAACAAUAUUGCCAGCUUAUAAAAGAUUUGAAAUUGAUAGUGGUGUAAGUGAGAGUGAAGUACUCAAAUUCACUCCAGUUUAUUAUGGUUCAAAAUUAAAUCCCAAUGCGGAAGUCAAUUUGCAUGAAGAUGAUAAUACAUUUAUCGUAUUGGAAAAUUUAAGAACUCAAGGUUACUACAAAGUCGAUCGAAAAACUGGCGCAGAUCUUGAUCAUUCAAAAUUAGCAAUACAAGCUAUGGCUAAAUUUCAUUCUAUUGGAAUAGCUAUGAAACACAAAAACCCAGAAGGAUUCAAGAUUGUGAAGAAAGAAUCUACUCCACUGAAGGUAAAACAUCCUGAAGAUUGGAUCGGGGUCAUCGAAAAUAUAUUCAAACUAAUAGCAACUGACUCAAUGAUUGAAAAAUAUAUUGAUUCGUGUCAGAAAUUAUAUAAGCUGGAAGCCGAUCAUCGGACAUCUACACCGCCCGAACCAUGGUCUUCAAUAGUUCAUGGAGAUUUUACAACUUUAAAUAUACUAUUUCAUCAGUGCCCAGAUAAAAGUAUUCCUGAUGAUGUCAAAUUUGUUGAUUUUCAAUUACACACAUUUACUAGCCCACUACGUGAGCUUGCACUCUUUCUUACCACUAGUACUACUCAACAAGUUUUUCAUAAUCACUAUGAUGAACUUCUUGAUCUAUAUUAUGAGACUCUCAACAAUAGAUUAACUUUAUUCGGUGUUGAUACUGAAUUAUACUCAAAAGAAAGCUUCACUAAUCAAUAUCGUCAGGAUGCACGAUUACAUUUUCCACAUUGUGUUACGAUAUCUCAAAUAGUCACUUUGGAUUUUGAAAAAAAGGAUGAAACUAUUAAAAACCUCAUAAAAAUUCUCGAAAAUUCUGGAAAUGAUGUAUUUUGUAACAAGCUACGAGACAUUGUUUUAUUGUAUCAUAAUCGUGGAUGGUUUGAUUGACUAUUAACUCUGUAAUUUGUUAAAAUUCUCAAAGUUGUAUCAUAAAUUAUGAUUUUUAUUUUAAUAUUUAUGACUGGUAGAUACAAAA